ACCUUUCUCCAUUCCUCACGAGCUCUUUACGGAGCGUUUCGUUAACAGUUGCACAAUUCCUGCAUUUCCCUUUCGGUGUCUCAUUCUUUCUUCAUUGUUUGUCACUCACUGUUGGGGUUUGCUGAGGGGCAGGAGGCAUUCCUGAACAAAGGACAAUAACGCUCUCAACAAACAAUGGAUAACCCGUACGGACCCUCAGGACCCCCGGGUUACUCUUCUUCUAAUCCUCCUGGAUACGAUCCCGACGAUAGUUCACAUCCUCAUAAUUCGUCUGCUGGUUCGCAGAUGAGAUUGUUGGGCAAUAUGGACGAUCAGCUAUACACUGCGUAUGUCAUUCGGGCCUUGAAAGUCUUUCUGUUUGUGCGCUAACUGGUUGGCUAGGCCGAGUACACCUCAUCGCUCUUACCACCCUAACGAUUCCUACCGAGAGCUUCCGCCAGUGGAGAGUUCGGCUGGUCCUUCGAGGGCUGCCCCCGCAAUUGCGUAUCACACACCGGGUAGAGCACCGCCUUCCGCUGUCGAUUUCGAUGUUGCGCCAGCUUCGCCGACUCCUUCUGCAAGAGGCGCAGGUGGAUAUGUCACGUACUCCCCUUCUGUUGUGUCGCGCAAUGGAGGCCGUCCGUGGACUCCAUCCUCCAAUGGUGGAAACGAGAGGCCUUGGACACCUUCGUCGAGAGGUGGGAUGGAGAGGUCUUGGACUCCUUCGCGGAAUAGUAGCGAUUGGCAGCGUCCGCCCCCGGCUUCAGUACAGUAUGAACCGGCUGAUAUCAAUGGAUCUCCGAGACCGGGGACUCCGGCUUCAAUCAGGUCGAGGUAUAGUGGCGCUUCUAGACGGCCGCUGCCCGCACAACCCCGUUACUCGAAGGGCCCUCUUCCGCAUGGGCGCGGAUCUGUUUAUUCUGACGAGACGGCAGUUCCUGUCUCGGAGCCUGGGGAUUAUGGAUAUACGGACGAUGAAUCAGUGUUCGGGCCUCAGGGUUCGAAAGGAUCAUUGGAUCUCGAUCACGAACGCACACACUCAAUGUCAGGGGAGUCUUUUCGGACGGAGCGCACUGUGACUGCCGAAGAGGAACUGGACGAGAAGCCAGCUACAACAAAGACGGCCGUUGGAGAGCAUUUCGGACCCCCGCCAAAGGCCCCACAGACCCGACGUGGCCUCAACAGACAAGCGCUCAUGACAAGAAAGCAGGUAAAACUCAUUAACGGCGAGCUGAUCUUGGAUUGUAAGAUUCCUACGAUUUUAUACUCUUUCCUCCCGCGAAGAGAUGCUACCGAGUUCACUCAUAUGCGCUACACCGCUGUGACUUGUGAUCCUGAUAACUAUGUUAAGAGGGGUUACCUCCUCAGACAGAACUUGGAUGCUACCCGAAGGGAAACAGAGCUUUUCAUCUGUAUCACCAUGUACAACGAAGAUGAGAUGAACUUUACACGCACCAUGCACGGUGUUAUGAGAAACAUUGCCCACUUUUGCUCUCGCAGCAAGUCCAGAGUGUGGGGGAAGGACGGGUGGCAGAAGAUUGUUGUCUGUAUCGUGGCCGAUGGCCGUAAGAAGGUUCACCCUAGGGUUCUUGAUGCGUUGGCUGCCAUGGGAGUCUACCAGGCCGGUAUUGCAAAGAAUUCCGUUAAUGGGCGUGAGGUUAAGGCGCACGUUUACGAAUACACGACUCAGGUCUCCCUGGACUCUGAUUUGAAAUUCAAGGGUGCCGAGAAGGGUAUUGUUCCUGUUCAGAUGAUUUUCUGCCUGAAGGAACUGAACGCCAAAAAGCUCAACUCCCAUAGGUGGUUUUUCAACGCUUUUGGUGCUACGCUUAAUCCAAAUGUUUGUAUCUUGCUUGAUGUUGGGACAAGGCCCGGGCACGACAGUUUGUAUCAUCUUUGGAAGGCGUUCGACACAGACUCUAAUGUCGGCGGUGCCUGUGGUGAGAUUAAAGCGAUGAAGGGAAAGGGGUGGAUGGGAUUGUUCAACCCACUUGUUGCCAGUCAAAACUUUGAGUAUAAGAUGUCGAACAUUCUCGACAAGCCACUGGAGAGUGUUUUUGGAUAUAUUACCGUGCUUCCUGGGGCUUUAUCCGCCUAUCGUUUUCACGCCUUGCAAAACGAUGAGAGUGGGCAUGGUCCGCUGAGUCAAUACUUCAAGGGAGAGACGCUUCAGGGCAAGGAUGCCGAUGUCUUCACCGCCAACAUGUAUCUUGCUGAGGACCGUAUCCUGUGCUGGGAGCUCGUGGCUAAGAAGAAUGAGCGAUGGGUCUUGAAAUACGUACGAAGUGCUACUGGAGAGACCGAUGUUCCAGAUGCGGUUCCAGAAUUUGUCAGUCAGCGCAGGAGAUGGCUUAACGGAGCAUUCUUCGCAGCGAUCUUCUCGUUGGCGCAUUUCAAACAGAUCUGGGUGACGGAUCAUACAAUCGUACGCAAGGUGUUGUUGCAUGUUGAAUUCAUCUAUCAGUUUUUCAGUUUGUUGUUUACAUUUUUCUCAUUGGUGUGUUCCCCCCCCCCCCCGGAAGAUCUCGAUGGUGGAUGCUAACAGUGGCCAAGGCAAAUUUCUACCUCACGUUUUAUUUCAUCGCAGGCAGUCUUUCGGAUCCAGAGAUGGACCCGUUCGGUAAGGGAUGGGGUGGCAGGAUAUUCACAUUCUUGAGAUUCAUGUGUGUGCUCUUAAUAUGCACACAAUUUAUUUUGUGUAUGGGCAAUCGUCCACAAGGGUCAGUUUACGUUGCUCUCCACAGGUAAUCACUCGGGUAUUCUGACUGCCGAUUAGGGCCAAACGAAUGUUCAUGUCUUCUAUGAUUGCGUACUCGGUUAUCAUGGCUUACACAACUUUCUGUUCGUUCUAUAUUGUUAUCAAGGCUUUCUCCGGUGGUUUCGGAGACCAGAAAACGGAGAUCGAGCUCGGCGAUAAUAUCUUUACCAAUUUGAUUGUCAGCACAGGAAGCACACUUGGUGUCUAUUUCCUGAUGAGCUUCCUCUACCUUGAUCCUUGGCAUAUGUUCACGUCCGCACUCCAAUACUUUAUGAUGUUGCCGAGUUAUAUUUGCACUCUCCAGGUCUACGCGUUCUGCAACACGUAAGUGGUUCAUUCAUUUCCAUCGACCGAAUGGCAACUGAUGAUAAUAGUCACGACGUUUCGUGGGGAACCAAGGGAGACAACAAAGUUUCCGUGGAUCUUGGAGCGGCUGUUGGGUCAAAAGGCGACACCGUUGAGUUGGAAAUGCCAUCUGAGCAACUCGAUAUCGAUUCCGGAUAUGAUGACGCGUUGCGAAAUCUCAGAGAUCGGUUGGAGGUUCUGAAGGAACCUAUGACGGAGGGUCAAAUAAAGGAAGAUUACUACAGGGCCGUGAGAACCUAUGUCGUCGUCGUAUGGAUGGUUGCCAAUGCAAUCUUGGCAAUGAUCGUCACGGAGGUUUACGGACUCCGUGGUAUUGGUAAUAAUUUUUAUCUCAAAAGUAAGUCUCUCCAUAUUUGUACAUUACUGGUAUAUUGCGCGGUGAUGGCUGACUAUAUACUUUCCCGAAUCGAUUUAGUCCUCCUCUGGGCCGUCGCUGCGCUGGCUGUCUUUAGAGCUCUGGGGUCUAGCGCUUACUUGGUUCUCCAGGCCAUCCACUCCUUUGUUGAAGGCCGCAUGAAGUUGGAUCCGAAGACCUUCGCGGAUACGUUCCAGCCUCCAUGGAGGAGAAAACUCAGAUUGGCCGGCGUGAGUCAGAGUAAUCUUGGAAGACCGUAGUUGGCGCACAAUAUCCCGUAGUCCUUUGGAGUUUGUUUUUCAUUUUUUCAUUUUUCAUUUUCAUUUUCAUUUUCUCCUCUUGUUUAAAAUGACUUUGGUUUACUUUACUGAAUUCUGCCGAAAUGGUGCCAUGAGUAAUGUGUGUCUGUCACUUUGAAUAGCAUGGCGGAGACCGGAGGGGAUGGAUGGAUGUGGUCGGGUGGUAUCAUCGUUUCAUCAUGUUAACAUGGGGAUUUCUUGAGCCAUGUUUUUCAUUUCAGAAUGUUUACCUGGGGUAGAUUUCGUUUUUUUUUAUAGUUUUUCAUUUGGGAUGACAUCUUGUAUCAUACCGGUACCUCAUCCCCCGGCCGUGAUACGAUUGUUGGUAUGAUAUAUGUUGGGUUUCUCUGGUUGAUUAUGGCUGGGAUUGGGCUGGGAGGUUGGGACACGAUUGGUGUGUAAUAACGAUAAGCGGGUGGAUUAACUUGUGCGAGUCUGAAUUUGAUGUAUGCAAUUGGUGAAAUAUCCAAGGAAUGAACGAACGAACAAACAAACAAACAAAAUAAAUAAAUAAAUAAGGGGAAGGGUUGAAAUCCUGUCUUGUCUUGUUAACUUGGCACAGUAUAAUACGGUACGGUACUAUAGUAAUAGUAGUAGUAAUAGUUGGUUGUCUUAUGCAUAGCAUCUCGGGCUCUUCGACCCGGUCAAUGAAUAACUUCGGGGACGAAAUAUUC
Molecule: messenger RNA, 4431 nt
Organism: Tuber aestivum (summer truffle)
Lineage: Eukaryota; Fungi; Ascomycota; Pezizomycetes; Pezizales; Tuberaceae
Source: the annotation of a GenBank genome assembly